Messenger RNA from Leptopilina boulardi, 4049 nucleotides. RefSeq names its product condensin-2 complex subunit D3-like. Bases 137 to 3904 code for a protein of 1255 amino acids. NCBI's taxonomy places the organism in Eukaryota, Metazoa, Arthropoda, Insecta, Hymenoptera, Figitidae. The record is from RefSeq and is a predicted model, not a curated record. Gene Ontology annotation, biological process: mitotic chromosome condensation; meiotic chromosome condensation. Gene Ontology annotation, cellular component: condensed chromosome, centromeric region. The transcript is spliced from 5 exons. Gene Ontology annotation, molecular function: histone binding.
UUUCUGUUGUUUUCGCGCCAUUGUGUGAUGUUAACAGUUAACUUUUACAUAUAUGAGAUAAUAAAAAAAGUAUAUAUGAUAAAAAGAAGUGCACGUGUAACAAAAAAAAUAUUUAUAUGUAUAAAUCAAAAGUAAAAUGGAGCGUUUUGAAAUAUUUGAAAAAUUUAAAUUAAAUAAUUUAAAUUCCAAAUGGAUUGAUAAAAUAUGGGAUGAGGAAUUUUUAACAUUCAUUGAUUUUCCACGCGAUUAUUAUUCAUUUAUAAAAGAAGAAAAUUUGGAACAUUUAUUAAUGCAAACAUGUCGAAUAAUUAAAUUGUGGAUAACGGAAAAUAACAGUGAAUAUGAAGUGAAAUGGCAAACAUUAAAUUCAACAGGAAUUAAUGUUCGUGGUUUGCUUGCGUUUUUAGGUUAUAUUAUGAAAAUCGGACAGAAAAUUGGUGCUAGUGAAGAAUUACGACAAUGUUGUCUCAGGGCGUGUAGUUUAUAUUUUAUGCUUCUUGCCGUUCCUGGAAGUACUGUUUAUCAAGUGUUUCAUCCUAAUUUAUAUCACAGAGCAAUAGAUUCAUUUAAAUUGGCAAAUUUACUGACACCUGCAUCAAAAAAAGUGAACAAAACAAUGGACCUAGAAGAAUUAUACUACAACGAAGAUGAAUCAAUUGAAAGUCUCUCUCACUCGGAACAAGUGACAUUAAUAAAAUCUCUAAAUUGCAUAAUGUUUGAUUUAAUAACAAUGUUAAAAACAUUUUUUAUGAAAGACAAACCCGAAACACUCAACAUCACUGUUCAAUCAUUGGUGGAAUGCUCAAAACUUGAGACAAGCGUCAAUCAUUUUCAUACGCCUAAAAAAACAAAAGACGCAACACUCACAUCAUUAUCGUAUAAUUCUUAUAUGGCACUACAAGAAUUAUGUGAUUUAAAUCAUGGUUCAGUGAAUUUAACAAUACAACUUAUUGCCAAAUAUUAUUUACCACUUUUAAUGGCAACAUACACAGAAUUACCACAAAGAUCAUUAAUGAUUGUUCAAGAUACUUCAAUACGUUUUUUUCAAAAUUUAUUAACAAUAAAAACAAUUGAGGCAGAAAAUGGAAUUUUAAUUCUUAUUCAACAUUUAAUGAUGAAUUAUCCCGAACGAUUGGAGGCAAGACAAAAACAAGCGUCUGUUGUGGCAAAAUUAAUAAAUAUUUCUCAUGGUCAACUUUAUUUGAAAAUAAUUGAGAAUUUAAUUUUAUUCUCGUAUCAUAAUAAAAUUACAUGUAGAAUAUUUGCACAGGAAAUAAUUUCAAAAUGUUUAUCGGAAAUUGUUGUUGAUAUUGAUGAUUUGGAUCGAUUGAAAGCGAAAAGAAUUCUUAUUUCGGCAACGUUAGGACGAUGCGUUGAUUCAUCAAGUUUGGUACGAGGUCGAGCAAUGGCAAUAAUUUCAAAUUGCACCGAAUUUGAAAGUCCCAAUAGAAUAAUAAUUCAAGAUUUAUUUGACGAUACAAGAGACAACGAUAUAUUCCCACCGACAAUUGAACAAUUGUCAAAUGCAAUUUUCAAUGAUAAUAAUCCACUGCCAAGUGGAACAAAAAUUUAUUCAAUGCUAAUGGAUCGUCUCGAAGAUGAAAGAGCCUUAGUACGUCGUAGUGCAUUGCAAAUAUUUCGCAAUAUUGCCAAUUUAUUCCCCCAAACAAUUGAACAAAUAUUUCUAUCAAUUGGCCUACGUUGUCGUGAUCCAACAUUAAUUGUUCGUUGUUUUUCAAUUCAAGUUCUCACUUAUCUUCUUCUUGAAAAUAUUGAAAAUUCCCCACUCAUCACUCAUUGGAUACGUUUUGUAUUGCCUCAAGUUUAUGAUUUAGAGCCAAAAGUACAAGAAAAAGUACUCGAUUCAUUGGAAACAUUGAUAUUAAAUAAAAUAACAAUUUUUAAUGAGAAUAAUGAAAAUUUACCAUGGUUAAUUAUUGAACAAUUAUUAAAAGAAAAAAUGAGAAAACAUUUAUCAAAGGCUUGUGAACUUUGGAAAAAAUCGGAAAUUUUAAAUAAAUCAUUGAUAAUAAAAGUUAAAAGUCAUAUUGAAACGAAAAAUAAUAAUUCCGCAUGGGCAUUAUUGGCGGCAUUAUCUGAAAAUAUACAAUUAAAAUUUAUGGAUAAUUAUUUUAUGGAUUAUCGUUUACUUCUUCAGGGACGGGAUUUUUGUGCAAGAUUAAAAUUAGAAGUUUUAAGAAAUUCAUGGCCUUUAAUGAAUGAAAAUUUUUUACAUCAAUUUUUCGAUGAUUUACAUUCGAGUCUUUGUAAAUUUGAAGUGAAUUUAGUGUUAAUUAGUAUUUGUUUUGAUAUGCUAAUUGGAAUUGGAAAAAAACUUCAACAAGAAAUAGAAAAAAAAAUGUGUGAAUUAAUGAAAUUAUGUGAAAUACAAAUUGAAAAAUUAUUUGGUAACGAUAAAGAAGAGGCAUUGGAUGCUGAAUUUAUUUAUGUUAAAGCAAUGUGUACAUUGGGACAUGCGGCAUUUCUUUGCAGUGAAAAAGUGUCAUUAUCAACAAUUCGUACAUUACAGGGAUUAAUUUUAGAAUGGAAAAAUAUUCCACAAUUGUUGCAAGUAAAAAAAGAAUUACAAGUUACUGCCAUUGUAUUAUUGGGACAAUUGUCGAUGCGCGAUCGUGAAAUUGCUGAGGAGACAAUGCCAAUAUUUGGUAAACUAAUGUCAAAAGAAAUUGAUAUAAAAGAGGAAAAUGAAUCGUGUAAUAAAAUUAAUUCAGCAAAAACAUUAGCUGAUCUUUGUAUACAAUAUACAGCGUUAGUGGAAUCAUAUUUGCCUGAUAUGUGUGUGAGUAUGAAGGAUCCAAAUCCAAAAGUAAGAGAAGUAAUUGUCGUGAUAUUUAUUCAAUUGUUGCUGGAGGAUUUUAUUAAAAUUAAAGGACCAUUCUUCUUUCAUAUUUUAACAAUGUUAACCGAUGACGAUGAGACAAUAAGAGAGUUGACUAUUUUUUUAAUCAAGGAACGUCUUUUGUCGAAAAAUAAAACACUUGUCUCGCAACAAUUUAUUAAAAGUAUUUUUCACUACAAUAAUUGUCAGGCAAUUAAUAAAUUUGCAAUUCAAGCAAUGAGAGAGAGGGAGAAAAAAGCAUUGACACUACCGGGGAGAGAGAAUGAAAUUAAACGACGAAUUAUUUAUGAUUUUAUGCUUGAACAUCUCGAUCCACCUGGAAAAUUGAAACUUAUUUGUAAAAUGACAAGUGAAAUUCUUGGUCGUAUGUGUGACAAUGUUCUUGAUAUUAAAUCAGAACCGGAAAUAUGUAUGCUUCGCGAUGUUCUCUAUUUAUUGACAAGUGAACAAAUACAAGUGUCAAAUAAACAAUUUGAUGAUGAUUCACAGGAGGAAAUUGUUAAUGUGACAAAUUUGCCAAACAGUAAAGCAAUACAUGAAAUAAUUGACGGUAUUAAGAGACAUAAAUUACAAGUAUUACUUCCAGUUAUUGUGAAAUUGAAAAAGAAACUUGAAUCAAUGAAAUCAUCACUUUUGCCAGAUGUUACGAAAUUUUUUUUGAAAAUUAUUUCCGAUCACAAUAAAGAUCAACUCAAUGAACUUUACAAUGAAUAUCCAAAUUUGGAUAGGGAAAUUGAAAUAGAUUCGAGAAAAUAUGGGAAAAAAGGUCAAAAUUUUAAUGAUGAUGAUGAUGAUAAUGAUGAAGAAGAAGAAGAAGAAGAAAAAGAUGAGGAAAAAGAAAAAGAAGAAGAUAAUGAAAAUAGUGCUCUUGAGAGACAAAAGAAGAAUAUUAAAAAUAUUCUUAGUCGAAAUCCAAAAAUUGUGUUAAGGAGACUUUCAACUUUGACUUAUCAAAAUGCAAUAGGAUCAAAUGCAAAUGAAAAUGAGACUGAUGAUUCAAAUUCUUCCCCGGAGCCUGGACCAAGUUGCAGUUCAAGCAAAUAAUUUGCAACCUGAUGUUGAGAAUGUCGAAUGGCAAACUGAAGUGGUGUGAGGCCCUCCUGAUUCAUUAAUAGAGGAUCGGCACCAGCUCCAACAAGUUGUCUUGACACUGUCAUGUGUCCUGUCAAAGCUGCCGCGUGAAGUGCAC